UAAGCCCAGUCUAUUUCAUCUCGAAUAUGAAACCACGUUAGUUGACUAAUCUUUCAUCUUAAUUUGUUUGUGGUUCAUUGUUCCCCAAGGUUUUUCUUGUUUACAAUCCUUCUGUUUCCUCAGUUAUCUGCUCUUUGACUUGCCAAUUUAUUUAGCUAGUCUGUAGGUAUCUGGCCUCUGAGGUUUUGUUUGGUUGGAUUCGGUUAUGGAGCAAGUGUUUCCAAGAUACCACGUUUUUAUAAAUCACAGAAGACCUGAUGUCAAGAAAACACUGGGCAGCCUCAUCUACCGCGCUCUUAAGAGGAUUGGCCUAAGAGUGUUUCUUGAUGAGCAGGAACUGCAAACGGGAAAUUAUUUAACCCCUUCAAUAAAAACUGCCAUUAGUAAUUGCACCGUACACGUUGCUAUUUUCUCUGAAACAUAUGCGGAAUCUUCGUGGUGCUUGAAUGAGCUUUUGUAGAUGUUGGAUUGUCAUGGCGGCAAGCUUAUCCCAAUAUUCUAUGGCAUCCAACCUUCUGACCUGCGAUAUAUUCAAAACGGAGCAUAUGCUGAAGCCUUCAACAAUCAUAAAAACAAGGGCAGGGUUGAGUAUUCACUGGUGGAGAGAUGGAUGAGUGCUCUAACCAAAGUAUCAGAUGUUUCUGGUCUGGUGUUCAGCAAGGUCAAAGAUGAUCUUGGGGAGUUUUUAGAUAGAAGUGUGGACACUGUAUUAAAAGAGGUGACGGUGGAAGCACUUGAUGUUGCUAUACACCCUGUGGGACUCCAUCAAGCUACAGAGCACUUCCAGAACAAAGUUUUGAAUCAAACUACAGUGAAUGAUAUCGUUAUUGUGGGGAUUGUGGGACUUGGUGGAUCGGGGAAGUCAACUCUAGUUACUCAUCUUUACAAUACAAAGCGUUCCAAAUUCAGUAGAUGAUGUUACUUGUCUGAUGUGAGUAAGAAGAAUUUACAUCUUUACAGAAAAGAUUGCUUACUGAUCUGUUGGGGUUUCAGCCGUAUUUGCAUAUUGAGAAUACCAGUUGAGGGAGGAGCUUGCUUAGAGAUCGUCUCCGAGGGUUCAAAGUUCUGAUUGUUUUAGAUGAGGUAGACAAUACAGAGCAAAUAGAGAAUCUCUUAUUAGUAGUGAAGGAUGUCCUUGGAAAUGGAAGUCUGAUUCUUGUCACCUCUCGUGACAGAGAUUUACUUGCACGCUCUCAAAUUAAAGUAAUGUAUGAUGUCCAACUGUUAGAUAUAAAAGAUGCCCAUGAGUUAUUUUGCUGGCAUGUUUUCCAUGAGCCCAAGUCGCCCCCAGAUUUGCAAGACAUUGUAGAGGAAUUGGCCAAGAUGUGUGGUGGCUUUCCGUUGGCUUUGAAAGUUUUAGGUGGGCAGCUCUCUAGUAAUGGUGAUCGAAGCUACUGGAUGAGGCAAGUGGAAAAUUUUCGCCAACAAUUGCCUCAUAACAUUUUAGACAGGGUACUCAAAGUUACCUAUGAUUCUCUCAAGAACAAAGAGAAAGAGGCAUUUUUAGCCAUUGCCCAUUUCUUAGUAGGAGAAGACAGAGAUCUAGCUGUGCGGGUUUUGGAUGGAUUGGACCAGAGUGGCUUCGACUGCCUUGAGGUUCUCCAUCACAAAGGCCUUGUGCAAUUCGAAAAUGCAGACGUCGACUUCGACAUUAACAUCCAACACCGAAUGUAUCUGUUGCCUUUCCUCGAGCGAACUGAUCGAAAAUCUAUGCUAGAGUAUUUGUUCAUGAAAAAUUAUAUUCGUGAGCCUUUCUACAUAGAUUGCUGGUGCAGACCAAAGGGUAGCUUGCGAAUAAGAAUGAACGGUUUAGUCAGAGACUUGUCUAUACAAAUUGGCAGACAAGAGUUUCCCCUUCGCCUUUGCUGCUCAAACGAUAAAACGAUCUCUGCGCAGAUGCAAUCAAAGCCCUACUCUGUACGAGGAAUUCAUGGCAAUGAAGAUCACAAGAAGCUUCAACUGCCCGUCUUCUUAGAUAGUCAAGAUAUAUGUGGAUUAAAACUUGUACUUCUUCAAGAUUCAGGAAUUCUACAUCAAUUUAAUAGUGUAACUGGAGAUUUGAUAUGGCUUCGCCUGGGUAAAUUUAACUGCAGCGACUUUAAUUGUAGAGAACUUUCACUAAGAAAUUUAAGAGUAUUGGAACUUACUAGUGUUAAUUUUGAAGGCUUACACAGAUUAUCUGAUGAGUUUGAGGUAAAUGCCCUAUAUUUUAAAGUCCCGGUUGUCCACUAUUGUAGGUCUUAUUCCUGACAAUUAACACAUUACUUCAACUGCAGGAUCCUUCUCAGUUACGAGAACUGACCAUUAGCUGCACAGAAAUCUCCGACACCAUAAUCUUCCGUAGAAGUGCUCCUCUAGCAGUUACAAGCUAUCACCCUUCAAGCAGCGGGUUCAAUAAAGUAUUGCUACACUAAGACUUAUCUGAAAAGUGGGUACGAAAUUUGAAGUUGCAAAUUAAACCAAAUAAACAGUUAGCAAGCUUAGACUCAUUUAAAGAGCAUGUGGAAAAGCUAAACGUGAAAAACAAGUCAUCUUCAGAUUCAGGCCUAAAUAGUUUCCAAGAGUGGUUAGGAAAGCUGAAAAAUUUAGGAAAGCUAGCUUUGAAAAAUAUCAAGGGUUUGGUAUCACUGCCCAUUAAAUUUGACGAAGCAGGAACUCUGAGACAUAUAGAUCUAUCUGGCUGCAGUGAUCUGGAAGUUUUGCAACAUUCUUUUACUGAAUUGUUGCAACUUCAAUAUUUAGCUUUGAGAGACUGCUGGAGCCUUGUUAUCACAGAUUUGGAUAAAAUGUCCACUCUUGAGUUCCUGGAUCUUCAGGGCUGCUUUUCGUUCAAGGAUUUGCCUAGAGGAGCCACAGUUCAAAAAUCUCUAAGGUAUUUAAAUUUACUUCAUACCAGUCUCCAACAAUUGCUUGAGCAUAUAGAUCAACUAGAAAAUCUUGAACAGCUAUAUAUAAGGAGCCAACUGGUAACAUGUUUACCACAAUCUCCUAAUCAUCUGAGCCGGCUAAUAGAGUUGACUCUAUUCUAAUGCUUCAAUCUCUAUGAUGUGAGCAAAUCUGUUGAAUUGUUGGGGCAUGUGGAAAUAUUACGGAUAUAUGACUCCGGAGUUAGGGCGUUACCAGAGGAAAUUACACGGAUGAAUAUUAAGAUUUUGGACAUACGGUGUUGUCCAAACAUUGAAGGUUUUCAGAUGGAAGUGAACUUGCCUUUCGAAAACUUACAGGUCCAGAGUGAGACAAGUGAAGAUCAUGGCACUAAUGUUGUUGAUCCGCUGUUGAUCCGUUGGCAAUCAGAGCUACUCAACCUAAUCGUGUAAGCUGUCUAACAAGUUUGAUGUUCUGGAAUUCUUACAUCUAACAAAGGUUUGUAACCCCCGUUCGUUCGGGAUUCGUGCAGACGCUUCCUUCCAAUAUAUCAUCUAUCUUCUGUGGAGCAACACUCAAUAAGGAGGAUGUUG
Molecule: messenger RNA, 3458 nt
Organism: Cryptomeria japonica (Japanese cedar)
Lineage: Eukaryota; Viridiplantae; Streptophyta; Pinopsida; Cupressales; Cupressaceae
Product: protein VARIATION IN COMPOUND TRIGGERED ROOT growth response-like
Exons: 4
Coding region: 1207-2250 (347 amino acids)
Biological process (GO): signal transduction; defense response
Molecular function (GO): ADP binding
Source: RefSeq, a predicted model, not a curated record